GAAAUUGACAUUCGAUUAACGAUCCCUAGAUGCAUUUCAGUUCGUGAUUGUUUUUAAUCGUGUUAAUUACCGUGCUUAAGUUUUUAAAUUUUUUUUAUAUAAUUACAAAAAUGGAGUUGUUGAGUAAAGAUCAGAUCAGAAUUUUAAAAAGAGCGUUCGAAACCCUUGAUACAUCUAAAAAGGGUGUCAUAUCGGUAGAAGAUCUUGGAAGUAUUUUGGACACAUUAGGCCAACACCAGAACGAUCAAACACUGAAAGAACUGGUAGCAUCGGUCGAUAGAAACGGCAAAGGUACUUUGACAUUUGAAGAAUUAUGCGAAUUAGGAGUCAAGUUUAUGGGCGAGGAAGAAGAAGAUCUAGAUAAAAUGCGCGACGAAUUGAGAGAGGCUUUCAGAUUGUACGAUAGAGAAGGCGAUGGCUAUAUCACUACAGAAGUCCUCAAAGAAAUUUUACAAGAGUUGGAUCCAAAUCUAAGUUACUCGGAUCUUGAACAAAUUAUAGAAGAGGUCGACGCUGAUGGAUCGGGAACUGUAGAUUUUGAUGAAUUUAUGGAAAUGAUGAUGGGAUAAUAUCGACAAUAGGUAUCGUAAAUCAACGGAACAGUUGCUCGUGAGAAUAUUUACGUAUUUGGUGCGCUUCUUCGAUUUUUUACACAAACGAACAUGUUUUUAGUCAUAUCAACAACACACGCUUAUAAUAAAUAGUCGUGAAUUAUGAUACUGUGAUGCAUGUUAUUGAUGUCCAUCGUGUCCAAUAAAUCUUAGCAUAUUCAAUGUGGAAACGCA
Molecule: messenger RNA, 785 nt
Organism: Planococcus citri (citrus mealybug)
Lineage: Eukaryota; Metazoa; Arthropoda; Insecta; Hemiptera; Pseudococcidae
Product: troponin C, isoallergen Bla g 6.0101-like
Exons: 6
Coding region: 111-569 (152 amino acids)
Molecular function (GO): calcium ion binding
Source: RefSeq, a predicted model, not a curated record